Erinaceus europaeus (western European hedgehog) is the source of this 4311-nucleotide messenger RNA. It is a transcript of the gene PLCG2, whose product is annotated as phospholipase C gamma 2. The record is from RefSeq and is a predicted model, not a curated record. Gene Ontology annotation, biological process: phosphatidylinositol-mediated signaling; phospholipid catabolic process; positive regulation of epithelial cell migration. NCBI's taxonomy places the organism in Eukaryota, Metazoa, Chordata, Mammalia, Eulipotyphla, Erinaceidae. The coding region runs from base 168 to 3971 and encodes 1267 amino acids. Gene Ontology annotation, molecular function: phosphatidylinositol-4,5-bisphosphate phospholipase C activity; protein binding. The transcript has 33 exons.
CCCAGCCGCAGCAGCCGAAGCAGAAGUAGCCUGGCGGGGUGUGCAGGCGGAGGGCUGUGCGGCAGGGAGUGCUGGAGCCUGGACGGCGGGGCGGCUCUGGGACACGCUGGGGCUCACAGCUGGCCUCCUGCUCCGUCACCCCUUCCUGCACCCCAGAGUUACCAACAAUGACUGCCAUGUUCAAUGUGGACACGCUUCCGGAAUAUGAGAAAAGUCAGAUCAAGAGAGCCCUGGAGCUGGGCACGGUGAUGACGGUGUUCAGCUUCCGCAAGUCCACCCCUGAGCGCAGGACUGUGCAGGUGAUCAUGGAGACACGGCAGGUGGCCUGGAGCAAGACAGCUGACAAGAUCGAGGGCUUCUUGGAUAUCAUGGAAAUUAAGGAAAUUCGACCUGGGAAGAACUCCAAGGAUUUUGAGCGAGCCAAAGCAGUCCGUCAGAAGGAAGACUGCUGUUUCACCAUCUUGUAUGGCACCCAGUUCGUCCUCAGCACACUCAGUUUAGCAGCCGACUCAAAAGAUGAUGCAAAUAAAUGGCUCUCUGGCUUGAAAAUCUUACAUCAAGAAGCAAUGAGUGCAUCCACACCUACCAUUAUUGAGAGUUGGCUGCGAAAGCAGAUUUAUUCUGUGGAUCAAACCAGAAGGAACAGCAUCAGCCUUCGGGAACUCAAGACCAUCUUGCCCCUAGUCAACUUCAAAGUGAGCAGUGCCAAGUUCCUCAAAGAUAAGUUUGUGGAAAUAGGCGCACACAAAGAUGAACUCAGCUUUGAACAGUUUCAUCUCUUCUAUAAAAAACUUAUGUUCGAGCAGCAAAAAUUGAUUCUUGAUGAAUUCAAAAAAGAUUCUUCCGUGUUCAUCUUGGGCAACACUGACCGGCCGGAUGCGUCUGCUGUUCACCUGCAUGACUUCCAGAGGUUUCUCCUCCAUGAACAGCAGGAGGUUUGGGCUCAGGAUCUGAGCAAAGUUCGUGAACGGAUGACCAAGUUCAUUGAUGAUACCAUGAGGGAGACUGCUGAGCCGUUCUUGUUUGUGGAUGAGUUCCUCACAUACCUGUUUUCACGGGAGAACAGCAUUUGGGAUGAGAAGUACGAUGUGGUGGACAUGCAGGAUAUGAAUAACCCUUUGUCUCAUUAUUGGAUCUCCUCAUCACAUAACACGUACCUCACAGGUGACCAGCUGCGGAGCGAGUCCUCCACAGAGGCUUACAUCCGCUGUCUGCGCAUGGGCUGCCGUUGCAUUGAGUUGGACUGCUGGGAUGGCCCCGACGGGAAGCCCAUUAUCUAUCAUGGCUGGACGCGCACCACCAAGAUCAAGUUUGAUGACGUUGUCCAGGCCAUCAAGGACCAUGCCUUUGUCACCUCAAGCUUUCCCGUGAUCCUGUCCAUCGAGGAACACUGUGGUGUAGAGCAGCAGCGCCACAUGGCUAGGGUGUUCAAGGAGGUGCUUGGUGACCUGCUAUUGAUGAAGCCCACAGAGGCCAGUGCCGACCAGCUUCCCUCUCCCAGCCAGCUGCGGGAGAAAAUCAUCAUCAAGCACAAGAAACUGGGCCCCAGAGGUGACGUGGAUGUCAACAUGGAAGACAAGAAAGAGGAGCACAAGCAGCAGGGUGAACUAUACAUGUGGGACUCAAUCGACCAGAAAUGGACUCGACACUACUGUGCCAUUGCUGAUGCUAAGCUGUCCUUCAGUGAUGACAUAGAACAGACAGUGGAGGAGGAGCUGCCCCAGGAUACGCCUCCCACAGAACUGCAUUUUGGGGAAAAGUGGUUCCACAAAAAGGUGGAGAAGAGGACAAGUGCCGAGAAGCUGCUGCAAGAAUACUGUGCUGAGACUGGGGGCAAGGAUGGGACCUUCUUGGUGCGGGAAAGCGAGACCUUCCCCAAUGAUUAUACCCUGUCCUUCUGGCGCUCAGGCCGGGUUCAGCACUGCCGGAUCCGCUCUACCAUGGAAGGCGGGACCAUGAAGUACUACCUGACUGACAACCUCAUGUUCACCAGCAUCUACGACCUUAUCCAGCACUACCGAGAAGCGCAUCUGCGCUGUGCCGAGUUCGAGCUCCGGCUCACCGACCCCGUGCCCAACCCUAACCCCCAUGAGUCAAAGCCGUGGUACUAUGAUGGACUGAGCCGUGGAGAAGCCGAGGACAUGCUGAUGAGGGUCCCCCGGGAUGGGGCCUUCCUGAUCCGGAAGCGGGAGGGCACUGACUCCUAUGCCAUCACAUUUAGAGCCAAGGGCAAGGUGAAGCACUGCCGUAUCAACCGGGAUAACCGGCUCUUUGUGCUGGGUACCUCUGCCUACUUCGAGAGCCUGGUGGAGCUCGUCAGCUACUAUGAGAAGCAUGCACUCUACCGGAAGAUGAAGCUGCGCUACCCUGUGACUCCCGAGCUCCUGGAGCGUUACAAUAUGGAAAGAGACAUAAACUCUCUGUAUGAUGUCAGCAGAAUGUAUGUGGAUCCCAGUGAAAUCAACCCUUCCAUGCCUCAGAGGACUGUGAAAGCUCUGUAUGACUACACAGCCAAAAGAAGUGAUGAGCUGACUUUCUGCCGAGGUGCCCUCAUCCACAAUGUCUCCAGAGACCCAAGCCUACAAGGCUGGUGGAAGGGGGACUAUGGGACCCGAAUACAGCAGUACUUCCCAUCCAAUUAUGUGGAGGACAUUUCAACCGCUGAUGUGGAGGAGAUGGAAAAGCAGAUUAUUGAAGACAAUCCCUUAGGUUCUCUUUGCAGAGGAAUACUGGAUCUCAACACUUAUAAUGUGGUGAAAGCCCCACAAGGGAAAAACCAGAAGCCUUUUGUCUUCAUCCUGGAGCCCAAGAAGCAGGGUGACCCUCCAGUGGAGUUUGCCACGGACCGAGUGGAGGAGCUCUUUGAAUGGUUUCAGAGCAUCCGGGAGAUCACCUGGAAGAUCGACACCAAGGAGAACAACAUGAAAUACUGGGAGAAGAACCAGUCCAUCGCCAUCGAGCUCUCCGACCUGGUCGUUUAUUGCAAACCAACCAGCAAGACCAAGGACAAUCUAGAAAAUCCUGACUUCCGAGAAAUCCGCUCCUUUGUGGAGACAAAGGCUGACAGUGUCACCAGACAGAAACCCAUCGACCUCCUGAAGUACAACCAGAAGGGCCUGACGCGUGUCUACCCAAAGGGACAGCGAGUUGACUCCUCCAACUACGACCCCUUCCGUCUCUGGCUCUGCGGCUCCCAGAUGGUGGCACUCAACUUCCAGACGGCAGAUAAGUACAUGCAGAUGAAUCAUGCCUUGUUUUCACUCAAUGGGAGAACAGGCUAUGUCCUGCAACCUGAGAGUAUGAGGACAGAGAAGUAUGACCCCAUGCCACCUGAGAGCCAGAGGAAGAUCCUGAUGACUCUGACAGUCAAGGUCCUGGGUGCUCGCCACCUCCCCAAACUUGGACGAAGCAUUGCUUGUCCCUUUGUGGAAGUAGAAAUAUGUGGAGCCGAGUAUGACAACAACAAGUUUAAGACCACAGUUGUGAACGACAAUGGCCUAAGCCCUAUCUGGGCUUCAACCCAGGAGAAGGUAACCUUUGAAAUUUAUGACCCCAACCUGGCAUUUCUGCGCUUCGUGGUUUAUGAGGAAGAUAUGUUCAGCGACCCCAACUUUCUGGCUCAUGCCACUUAUCCUAUUAAAGGAAUCAAGUCAGGAUUUAGAUCAGUUCCUCUGAAGAAUGGGUACAGUGAAGACAUUGAGCUGGCUUCCCUCCUGGUGUUCUGUGAAAUGCGGCCAGUCCUGGAAAGUGAAGAGGAACUCUACUCCUCCUGUCGCCAGCUUCGGAGGAGACAAGAAGAGCUGAACAAUCAGCUUUUUCUGUAUGACACACAUACAAACUUGCGCAAUGCCAACCGGGAUGCCCUGGUUAAAGAGUUCAAUGUUAAUGAGAACCAGCUCCAACUAUACCAGGAGAGAUGCAAUAGGAGGUUGAAAGAGAAGAGAGUCAGCAACAGCAAGUUCUACUCAUAGAAGCUGGUGCCUGUGUGAGAGGUGUGUGUGCGUGAGAGGUGUGUGUUUGUGUGUGUGUGUGUGUGUGUGUGUGCGCGCGCGCGCGCGCGCGUUAGAGAAUGUGCUUGAUUCAGGCCUUGGGGAUAUGCUCAUUAGUGGUGACAUCAUCCUCUCCUCCAGCCUGCCAUCAAGAUAGAGUUUCUGAAGAUCUGACUGCCAUGAGUUCAAGUGAUAGUCUGCUAAUUUUUUUUCAUCUUGGACAACUUAACUUAUAUUCUCUUUAGAGGAUUUCUCCAUAAAAUGUGCUCCUAGUUUUGACACCUUAUUUUGCAAACCUCAUUGAAUUAAAAAAAAAACAAAC